Molecule: messenger RNA, 486 nt
Organism: Penicillium maclennaniae
Lineage: Eukaryota; Fungi; Ascomycota; Eurotiomycetes; Eurotiales; Aspergillaceae
Exons: 1
Coding region: 1-486 (161 amino acids)
Molecular function (GO): catalytic activity
Source: RefSeq, a predicted model, not a curated record
AUGCUGACCAACGUUGGGCUCUCAUGGCUCAAUUUAGGCAUUGAAGCCGAGCGCUGGGGCUGCCAGCAUCCAAGUAUAGCUCCUUACGAUGCUUUCCAAACUAAGGAUCUCUAUCUUGUCUGCGGUGCGACUAAUGACGGCCAGUUCUCUGCCCUCUGCAAGCUUCUUGAUCUGGAUUCACUGCCGCUGGAUGAAAGGUUUGCGACAAAUCCAAGCCGUGUAGAGAAUCGGGAUGCCUUGACUCCGAUAUUCAACGAAGUGUUUGCUACAAAGACCACGGCCGAGUGGAUAGAGCUAUUUGACGGAACAGGGCUUCCGUUUGCCCCCAUCAACAACAUGGAGGGCACCUUCUCGCAUCGGCAGACAAGUGCGAGGCAUAUGGUUGCCCAAGUGCCAAUAGAAGCCGCGACCGCGGGGGUCAUCAAUCUGAUCGGUGAGUCAGCUUUAAAGAGACAGCAUUCCUUCAACGCUGAACGCACUCAUUAA